Molecule: messenger RNA, 3937 nt
Organism: Maylandia zebra (zebra mbuna)
Lineage: Eukaryota; Metazoa; Chordata; Actinopteri; Cichliformes; Cichlidae
Source: RefSeq, a predicted model, not a curated record
AUGUUACUGCACAAGGAUAUUACUCCUGAUUGGAUCACUUCCAAACUCAUCCCACCUUUAGCAACCGGGUGGCCUCAGUCUCCAAGUGGGACACCUGGCUCCGAGUUGACCUUCACCCUGAACCCCCCAGCCCCAGCCAAGCUGUCCCACCCUGUCUCAACCCCCCUCACUUCUUCUCCUCGUUCUUCUCUUUCUCCUCCCUUCUGGCCCCCACAGGCCCAUCUGGACACCCAGUCAGCCUUCUCCCUCAAUGAGGGGCAGGGGGAGGCUAAGGGGUCCCUGGACGUGGACCCUCAGCCUCUUCACAUUGCCUCACAGGGGUACUUAAGUGAGCUGGGACAACGAGCCUGCCAUGAUGUGUCAACUCUAACUGACCUUUGUUCAGAUCUGCCGGAGCUUGAGAUAGUGAGCCUCCUAUCAGAGGGUCAACCCAACUACACUCUUCGAGCAGACAGUGUGUUUGGAUAUGACAACGACGACUGGCUGCACACCCCUCUGGUGCCACCAGAGGUCGUACUGGGACUCACACAUGACCAGAUUGAGGAAACACUCAAAUACUUCUUGCUGUCCUCAGACAGAGUUGGCCAGGUCACCAAGACAUAUCAUGAUAUCAAGGCGGUCACCCACCUGCUGGAGGAGAAAGAGCGUGAUCUGGAAUUGGCAGCACGGAUUGGCCAGUCCCUCCUGAAGCAAAACCAAGAACUAACGGCACGUAAUGAAAUGCUGGAUGAACAGCUUGAAAUUGCAAAGGAGGAGAUUGCUCAACUGCGCCAUGAGCUCUCGAUGCGAGAUGACCUCCUUCAGUUCUAUGCGAGCACUGAGGAGAUUGAAAACGCUCAGUCGCAGUCACCAAUGAAAAGGAAUGAAUCAUCAAGUUCACUCACCAACUUCAUCCACUAUGACUUCCUACAGCAGAAACUGAAAGGUUUAGAGGAGGAGAACCGCAAGCUCAGAUUAGAGGCUACUGAGCUCUCAACGGAGACAUCAAUCUACGAGGAGCAAGAACAGGAGCUGAUGAUGGUGUGUGUGGAUGAGCUCUCAUCUGCCAAUAAGCAGGUGGUUGACUUGUCGGAAGAGCUAGCGCGGAAAGUAGAGGAUUGUCUCAGGCAGCAGGAGGAAAUCAGCUCGCUGCUUGCUCAGAUCGUUGACCUGCAGGCACGCUGCAAAGGGCUCACCCAUGAGAACGAGGAGUUAAACCACCAGCUGAAUGCCUCCCGUGAGAGCCAGCAAAAACUGAAAUCUGAGCUCAAGGACUUGCAGGACAAGUACUCAGAGUGUAAGGACAUGCUCCACGAAGCCCGAGAGGACAUUAAAAAUCUUCGAAACAAGAGCCUGCCAAAUAGCACCGUGCAGCGGUACACUUCAUUGGCCUCAGUCCUCCCCAUGGACUCACUGGCAGCAGAGAUUGAAGGCACUUUCCGCAAAGGCCUAGACACCCCAGCUCCCUCAGAGUACAAGAACCACCCCUGGCGUGUUUUUGAAACCGUGAAAGUGGUGAACAAGGCUGUAAGGCAGCGGUCUCAAUGCCACUCACCAGGUGUGCCAGGCUCCAGCCCGGUGUCCGCACCUUCCAGCUCUAACAGCACCCCUCGGACCAGCUACUAUGGCUCCGAUAAUGCCAGCCUGAACUUGGAAGACAAGCCGAGCUCCAAUCAUGCUCAGAAGGAAGACAGCAGCGUUAGUGGGCCAAAACGUUUAGGUCAACCAGGCACACCAGGAGGCCAGGAUCUCGAAACUGCCUUGUGCAGACUCUCAGUCCGCCAGCAGAACCACUCUUCUGACCGACCUUUCUUCGAUGUGGAACGCGAACGUAAACUCCGUGCCUUGGCAGCAGACAGUGAGGAAGGCGAGGGCUCUAGUGGCUUCCUGACGCCAAAUUACAGCCUGGCCUCCAGCCCAGCUGCUUCAACAGGCACCAACUACUCCAACGGUAGCUCCCGACACUCCUGUGGCUCCUCGGGAGGAUCCAGGUCCUACCUACCUGACCGUCUGCAGAUUGUCAAACCUCUGGAAGGCUCAGUGACUCUGCACCAGUGGCAGCAGCUGGCCAAACCAAACCUGGGAGGUAUCCUGCAUCCACGCCCGGGAGUCCUAACUAAAGACUUCAGGGAGCUCGAAGUUGACAUACAGCACGUCUACAGCUUGAACGACCUGGAGGAGGAUGAGCCAGACCUGUCACACCUCUCUGGAGCUCACGGCAUGGUCUCUUCAUCGGGUCCCAACCUCCCUCAGACCCCUCCCACACAUCCCAUCACCACCUGCCAAGUCCUCCAACCCUCCCUAAUCAUCCCCUCCUUCUCCACUAGCCUUCACUCUUUCGGCCUGCCACCUUCUCGGGACCGUGAGCACGUGAGCACUUCACCAGCCUUGCAGCAGGACUUUGGCCAGGGAGGCCAGACAGCCACCACAGAGCUUAGCACUUCAUCACUGGGACUCCUGCAACUGCUGCAAGAGCGCGGCAUCUCAGCUUCCCGUCAUCCCCACCACAACCUGCACUACAGCCGCACUGGAAAACCUUCAUUUUCUACAGUAUCAGACAAAAGAGGAGACUUUUUCUCACACAAAGAAGGACGAAGGAACAUUUUUAGCUGGAACUUGGUGGAGAAGCUUCAGAGUCUUGGGUUGCACAGAGUGGCAGCCUGGGGGAUGAGGGGCCCCAGUGACAAAGACAGGGAAGCAGUCAGACCUCCUCCGAAAGUGUGAUGCAUUCACCUCCACACUCCUCUCUCAUUCACCAUAGUGACUUUGCAUAAAGCCAUGCGAUUCCUACUGUGCACUUCAGUGCCCACCACAGCACCCGUGUCUUGAAAAGAAAAGCCACAGAAUGUGUUAGAGCCAUACUUUCAGUUAUUGGUAGUGUGCAGUACAAUGUUUUUCUAUGAACUUGUGCACGGUAAAUUAUUCUUUACAUGUGGGACAUUUUCAUCUCAGGAAAACCACCUGAUCACUGCUGUGUUGUUUGAUUCACACUUUGCUUCUUUUUACGCAAAAAGGAAAAUGAUGAAGAAAAGAAAUAUUUUAUACUUUUGUGUUUUGACGUUCCUUUUACAAUUUGCCCCACCCGCAAUCACUGGUUUUAAAGAAACCUCCUCACUCGUCAUUUUAUUAGUUUCCAAAGAGAAACAUGAGCUAUGUGUAAAUAAUAACUGUCAUUUAGGGAAAUGAAAAAAGACAAUGUGCUGUAAAUUACUGAGAGUAGAGAAACCACAAACAAACCAAUGCUGUCCCUGAAAAUGCACUAAAACGCAGUCUGGUCUUCCUGCUUAUUUGCUGCUAUGUUGACAAAAGCAUAUAGUAUAUAAGUUUGUCAAACUAUUCUUAGAAAGAAGCACUGAGAAGAAGCCUGACGAUCCAGUGACUGAACUGAGUAAUGUUAAUAAUAUUAAGCAGUCUGCCUUGCAGUCCAUUACUUGCUCUCACAUGCACACUUCCAUUUCACCUCUAAGCUGUUUAAAGUUACGCCUUUAUGGACUUUAUUCUGAGCCAAACCUCACCACAACCAAAUCGGAUUUGCAUGCUGUAUGGAAGACGGUGAAGCAACAUGUUGACUCCAGUGACUCAAAGUUUUGUUUGUAUAAAUCUGCUGUAUAAAUCAUGUCAUCGGGAAUUUUUAAACCACUGGGAUUUAAAUUUAACCGAAAUCACGCUGGGCAUUUCAGAGUGAUAUCUGUGACAGUAGGCGCAAUAAGUAAUAUGUAAUAAGUACAAGAGUUAUCAUGAUAAUUUAAACAGCAUCACCCUGGUUGAUCAAUCAGCUCUGGCGAAAAAGCCACAGGAUAAUGUGGAUUUAAAAGGGAAGAAUUCAUAAACAGAGAUUUGUGUUUCUACUUAAAUUAACCAAACGACUGUUUCUGUGCGCUGUUGUUUGCUGUAACUCUACAUGUCAGUGUGUGCGUGAACUGUACCACCUGUGAAUAAAUGUUUUCAUUUCCACCAA